Messenger RNA from Alternaria ethzedia, 591 nucleotides. RefSeq lists its product as uncharacterized. The coding region runs from base 1 to 591 and encodes 196 amino acids. The record is from RefSeq and is a predicted model, not a curated record. Lineage: Eukaryota; Fungi; Ascomycota; Dothideomycetes; Pleosporales; Pleosporaceae. The transcript is spliced from 2 exons.
AUGAUAGAGGCUCUUACUGCCCAGUCACAAGUUCAAAUGCUCGAAGAGGGAGCAGACGAGAUCAUCCAACGUGUCGUAACGAAACCCGAGCGGCGCUUUGCCAUUUACACAUGGAACUACGACCAGCAGGGCAAUUUGAAACAUGCUCCGCACAUCACAAAAGAAGAGCUAGAGGCGUGGAGGAAACUCGAUCCGGAAUGGAAGAUUCGCCCCGUUGAACCUAAAGACAUGCCACUGCCAGUCAAGAAGAAACUCAAGACGAGCCAUGAUGGACACCUCAUGCCGGGAUUCGACGACUACACGAUAGAUGAGCGGAGGGAGGCGCUCAAAGCGACAGGGCCCGGUGGUUUUGCCAUGAAGGACGUUCUACGGAGAAUUGACCGGCGGGAACGCGAGCAACUGGCGAUAGAGUUGCAACAAUCUGAAGCCAAGGUGGAGGUCUUGCAGCAACAUAUCGCUGCCGAAGAGAUCAAGAAAGAGUGGGAAACAAUGGAGAUGAUGGCCUUGCAGAGCGGCGAUGGGGUUGUCCAGAAGAUAGGAGGGACAAACGUGUUGGAGUUGAGACAGAAGAAGAGAAAACUAUCGGCUUGA